Molecule: messenger RNA, 3173 nt
Organism: Nilaparvata lugens (brown planthopper)
Lineage: Eukaryota; Metazoa; Arthropoda; Insecta; Hemiptera; Delphacidae
Product: zinc finger MYM-type protein 1-like
Exons: 1
Coding region: 763-2937 (724 amino acids)
Molecular function (GO): protein dimerization activity
Source: RefSeq, a predicted model, not a curated record
UCAUAGGCGCCGACUCCAUGGGGCCCAAGGGGCUCGAGCCCCCCCAAAAAUUUAGUUGAGGGGGCGGAGCCCCCCCAAUAAUUUGUUGAGAAGGAUAAUUACAUUUUGCUUGUAAGUUUAAAGCAUCGCGUGAUACGCUACUAUAAACUCUUUAAACAGUACUAAACCAAUUACUCUCAACACAAUGUCAUACUGUGUUGUGCUUUUACGAACUUAAUACGAUGUAAAACUGAGUAAGUUUAGCCAAAGAGAUGAGUGUUGAAGCAUGAGGGUAAGGGGAGUCAUAGAUAGUUAUAAGAAUUUGGAACUGUGCUGCGACGCGAACCACUGUUAUUGUUAUUGUCUACUUGUUAUUGUUAUUGUCUAGAAGGCGUAGAGGGCGACGACCCGGUAAGUCAAACAACCCACCCCUCCCCGCACACUCAUGCCAAAAAUUGCGCCACUGCUCCUGCACUCACUCUAGCAGUGUGUCCAGCCGUAGUACAUUUUGCGAGGGAUAUUUUGAUAAUUAGUACUUAAUUUUUCCCGGGCUGGACACACUGCAUUCUAGUCUGUCUUGUGUUGUGUAGUUGUGAUAGUUGGCUAGUUGCUUCUUGCUUGUCAAGUGAGUUAUGACACGGUCGCGUUCGCGUAUAACCUAAUUUCAUGUGUUGACGUGUUGUUAGGGCUGCAAUUGUUAGAAUUGUGCACAGUAUGUAGUGUUUUUAGAGUAAGUGUUUAUUUUGUCGGCUUCUGCAUUAGUGAUUUUUUUUGUAGCCUAUAAUGGAUAAAUUCAUCACUAAGAAGCCUCGCAUUGACACUGCAACCCCGGCAAAUGUCGAAACAACUGCUUCAACAUCAGGCGUGAGCUUUUCACAGCAAAAUACAAAACCUAAUGACAAGCCUAUUGGAGGAAGAUCGUUCCAGAAGUCUUGGGUGACUAAAUAUAAAUGGUUACAAUAUGACGCAACAAUGGAUAAAGUUUUUUGUCAGACCUGCAAAGAGGCAGAGGCCAAGGGCCUUCUCCAAUUGACUACCAAGAAAGAAGAUGCGUUUACUACUGUUGGUUUUUCUAACUGGAAAAAGGGAUUGGACAAAUUUCGUACUCAUGAAAAUACGUCUGUGCAUAAGGAAGGAGUUUUAAAACUUUCAUCUUUAGCAAAACCAAGUGUAGCCGCUCAAUUAAAUGAUCAAUUGAACAGUGACAUGAAGAAAGCCCGUUUGGCUCUUGAAAUUAUUUUUACAACAGUUAAGUACCUUUGCCGGCAAGGUUUGGCCAUAAGAGGACAUGAAGAUAUUAACUCAAAUUUUUUGCAAUUGCUAGAACUUAGGAAAAAAGACGUUCCUGAGUUAAAAGACUGGUUGGGGCGUUCUGGGUAUAAAUGGAUCUCACAUGACGUUCAAAAUGAGAUAAUUGAUAUAUUGGGCAAAUCUGUUGUGCGCUCAGUGCUAGAUAAAAUCAAGAAUAGUGAACACUUUUCAAUUAUUGUGGACGAAACAAGUGAUAUAUCGAUUCAUGAGCAAGUGUCAUUUUGUGUUCGAACUGUAAGUGACGAUUUAAUAAUCAAUGAAGACUUUAUUGGUUUAUAUGAGACUCCUAAUACCGAAGCACAAACUCUUUUCAAAAUUGUUAAGGACAUUUUUGCGCGGCUUAAUUUACCUAUUGAAAAAUUGAGAGGACAGUGCUAUGAUGGAGCGGCAAACAUGAGAGGAAGAUUUAAAGGCCUGCAAAAGUUACUUUUGGAUAUUCAGCCCCAGGCACACUACGUGCACUGUACAGCCCAUAGUUUGAACUUAGCAGUGCAGGACAGCCUUUCUUGCCUCCCAUGCAUGAGGGAUGUUAUGGCCUUAGCCAAAGAUCUAAUAAAUACAGUUAAGGAAUCUAACAAAAGAAUCAAUUUAUUUAGAAACAUACGCCUCGAAAGUGAAAAUGAUCAAGCCAAUCUUCGACCACUUUGCCCGACCCGAUGGACAAUGCGAGCUUCAAGUAUACAGAGGAUUUUGAAAAACUAUGAAGAUCUCCUACAGUUUUUUGAGAUAUUUUCCUCAACAGACAAAACUGAAGCAGGUUAUAAAUGUGCGGGUUUUCUUGAAUCUAUGAUACUGUUCAGGACUUAUUUAUUUUUGAAUUUAUAUUGCCAUGUAAUGAACGUAGUAGAAGAAGUUAACGAAAACAUUCAGAGCCCUCAUCUAAGUGUAACUGAAGUGGAAGGCAUGUUUAAAGGAUUGAUUAGCAUUUUAGAUGAUAAGCGAGAUGGCUUUGAGGAGUUUUGGAAGUCGUGCUUAAAAAACAAAUUUUCACAAGUAGAAGAGCCUGUGAUUCCAAGGAAACGGCGCGUUCCAAAUAGAUAUGAAAACGACGGAGCCAGCUCACCACAUAACUUCAACACCCCAAAGGACUACUUCAAAGCUCUCUACAUCGAGGUGUGUGAAACGGUGCGAUCUUGCAUCAAAGAACGCUUUGAGUCCACGGGCUUGUCGCGGCUCGUUGCGGUCGAAAAAGAGUUUUUGAGUGUGUUAGUGGCGAACGAAGAAGGUUCAAGUUUCGAACAGUCGAAAGAUUUUUUUAAAAAUGACCUGGAUGUUGAAAGGUUGCAAAUACAUCUAAACAUGUUAGCCGAUAUUAAUAGGCAAAAUAAUUUAAAAAUGAAAUCAAUGCGUGAUGUAAGGAAAUAUCUUUCACAAGAGCCAGCCAUUAAAAAAAUGCUGUCAGAAGUGGUUAAAGUGAUCAAGCUUCUUCAAGUAGUGCCAAUUUCGUCGGCAACGGCAGAACGCUCUUUUAGUGCACUCCGUCGACUGAAGACGUAUCUGAGAUCAACAAUGGGACAGAAACGGCUGAACAAUUUAGCAGUCCUUCACGCCCACCGUGAUGUCCUGGACGAAGUUCACUUGAGCACGGUGAUGAACGAGUUUAUAAGCAGCAAUGAACUCAGAAGGCAUACUUUUUCAAUGGUAUAAGGAGAAGGACAUUGGCCAAUCAAUGGAUAUGUAUGUAAGUUAAACUGAAUUAAAUACAGUAAUUAUUUUAUUCUUCAUACUCUCUGUAUUUUAAGUAAGUAGACCUAGGCUUUUUAUCUUCUGAAAAUUUGGCUUUUCGAGUAAUAUUAGAUAUUCUUUAUGCUAUUUUUAGUUCAUUAAUUUUGCUCAUUUUUAUUUUAUUUUAGUGUGAAAGAGUAAAAUGUGAUUUGUUUCUG